Dracunculus medinensis (Guinea worm) is the source of this 699-nucleotide messenger RNA. Lineage: Eukaryota; Metazoa; Nematoda; Chromadorea; Rhabditida; Dracunculidae. The record is from the annotation of a GenBank genome assembly.
AUGUUGUUAAAUGGUGCUUUGCGGGGUUGCGAAGGAUUUGUAAAUUACAUAUUUGAAAAGCGUUUUGAAGAAAAUAUGGAAAAUGAGCAACAAAAUUCGCCGAUGUGUAAGGGUGGAUGCGGUUUUUAUGGUUCGUCGGCUUUUGAUGGACUUUGUUCGAAAUGUUUUAAGGAUCAAUUGAAACGUAAACAAGAGACAAUACCACGUUUUACGUCAUCUCCGCCACGUAUGAAUGAUGAUAAAACAACGACUACGAAUCGUCAUAUUUUAUUACCAGAAAGCGCAACGAAACGUUUAACACCACCACCGUUAGUUGUUGAAUCAGCAGUUCAAGAAAUAGCAGAAAAUAGUGAUAAUGUACGUGAUGAACAUACGACAGUUGCGAGCGCUUUAGAAUUUACAACGACUGAUGAGUCGCAGAAAUCGAUUGAAGUUGAUAUGGAUACAUCAGGAGCUUCGUUGGAUUCCGCAUCAACUUCAGCAAUCGUUCUCGACAAAUGCCGAGAGGUGUCAUGUUCGCAAGUGGCAAAAUCAUCUGAAGAUAUCACUGCGCAAUUCGAAUCAGCUGUUGCAUCAGCUGAUGAUGCUCAGCUUAUUCAUAUUUUACCCGAAUCAGGUAGCUCACCGGGUUUACUGUCGAAUUCUAGGAGAAAUCUUCAAGGAAAAAUAUGUUUGGUGGAUAAAUUCGUUGAUCUAUAA